Messenger RNA from Williopsis jadinii, 2151 nucleotides. RefSeq names its product SKG6-domain-containing protein. The transcript has a single exon. The coding region runs from base 1 to 2151 and encodes 716 amino acids. NCBI's taxonomy places the organism in Eukaryota, Fungi, Ascomycota, Saccharomycetes, Phaffomycetales, Wickerhamomycetaceae. The record is from RefSeq and is a predicted model, not a curated record.
AUGGCUGCUCCAAUGACAUCUUACGCCUCGGCGGCUCCAUCAACAUCGUGGGCCUCACCAUCAACCACUUCCUACGUGAACAUAUACGUCCGAGAGACGUCGUCGGCCGGCUCCUCGAGCUCUUCGCAUUCUCGUUCAUCAUCGUCAACCUCGUCGAAGUGCACAGAUGCCCAGUACUGCCAGACCGGUACCAACAUGACAGGCAUGACCAUUGGGCUGGCGGUUGGUAUACCGGUUGGAGUGUUUCUGCUGAUCAUCGCAGCGUUGAUCUUUAGAGCGUAUCGGAAGAAUAAGAAGGAGACCAAGGAGGAGAUUGAUAAUGAUCCGGACUUCUAUGGCGACUCCACGGCGCUGCCUGACUAUCCAACGUCCAAGGCGUUCUAUAACGGCGAAGACUCCCGUUCUUUGUAUUCGUCCAGCCUUCAGCAGAACAACCCAUUUGCCGAGUCCGCUAGGUACCCGUCAGGGGCAUUCUCAAGCAGAACAGCAGGUGCCGGUGGACAACAGCAGGGCUCGCUGUACAACUACGGCAACGGCCCUCAGUCCUCAGGAGCCAUCUACGAUGCCUUUUCACUGCCAUAUGAGCAAAACCUGGGCUCAAAGCAUUCGCUGGAUGAGUUUUCAAGACAUAUGGGCUCAGAGUACCAAGCGUACCAGCUGGCUCAGACGACUUCAAGAUCGACUUCGAGACCACACUCGCCUUAUAUGACGCCGAACUCAAGCUCGUGGGACAUUGCCGGGGGUCGUAAUACGUCGAGAAACCUGAUGAUUGAAAAGACCAACUCUGAUGAGCCUACGACGACUUCACAUUCUUCCAGAUCAUUCCCAGAGAACAAGCACGUUUCACCAGCGAGAGGUUACGAUGUUGAUGAACAUCCAGUCGAGGAUGGCGAUGUGAAGGGCAGAAGACGAACCCUCCACGAGGAUGAACACCCUCUUGAGCCCCAGGGGCUCCACGACCCAAAGAAGUCCCGAGACUUUGAUCACGAUAAGAGACGGAGCGACUUGUCAUUUGUUGAGAACGAGCCUGAACGGUUGAACCAUAAAGUGGUUGCGUUUAACGAGCCAGUGAAGGAAGAAGGCGUAGAGGAGGAAGAGGAUGAGGAUAUCAAGAGAAUGAAGAGUGUUUACAGGGUGUAUUUUGAUAGGGAGAAUUCGAUGAAGAGUACAAAGAGUGCUAAAUCUACAACAGUUGAGGAAGACGAAGAUAGAGUACCACCAUUGCCAGAUAUUAAUGUUCAAGGCUUGAAUGAGGAUGAACAUGGUGUUCCACCACAAGCUGAGAGUAGCGACGAGGAUGAUUUCCACUUUGACCAGGCUGAAGCUGGCUCUAAGAAUAACGAUACUCUAGGAGUCUCUACACAGAAGCCUCCAAGAGCAGUUUCAUCGAUUUACUCAACUGUUCCCUUGCAGUUUGGUCAAGAUCAACAGCGUUAUCCGCAAGCCCCAGAACAGUCCUAUCAGCAGUAUCCUCAACAAGACUAUCAGCAGUAUCCUCAGCAGUAUCCUCAGCAGCAUUCUCAGCAGUAUCCUCAGCAGUAUUCUCAGCAGCAUCCUCAGCAGUUCCAAUCAUCACCUCAGCAUAUUUACCAACCUCACAGACUCCCAUACCAACAACAACAACAUUCGUCGUCAUCAUCUUCGUUGCAAGAGCCUUUGGAUAAGAUCCCAAAUCCAAGUCGCAUAGACUAUAACUCGAUUGUCUCGGAUACCCAAUACGCUCCAACGAAAUCGUUAACAGGUGGUACUCGUCCACCAAAGUUGGCUGUAAAGCCUUUCAACCCAUUGCAUUACUCUGAUCAGAUCUUUUCACCAACGUCACCUUCGUCACCUUAUUCUCCCCAAUUCCAGCAACCUCAACCGUCAUCAGCCUCUACAAACGACCAAUCAAUACCUUCACCUCAUCAUAUAAGACAGAGUAUCGUGAUGGUGAAUCCUGUGGAGAUUGGUAAGCAAAAGCUAUACAGACCUGCUGGAUCGUUCCAACAACAGAUGAACAGUGCCAACAGCUCGAGAGCUGCAAGUUUGACAUCGCAAAGCUAUGCACCACCACCACCUGCAAACGUCACCUCCACUGAUUUACCACGGUCAGGUUCACAGGCUGACUUGCGGAAACAACUAGGUUCGAGUGAGAAUUACCACUUCAACUGA